Yamadazyma jaroonii is the source of this 2682-nucleotide messenger RNA. Lineage: Eukaryota; Fungi; Ascomycota; Pichiomycetes; Serinales; Debaryomycetaceae. The record is from the annotation of a GenBank genome assembly.
AUGAUUCAUCGAAACCUUCGAUGCUAUUCAACAGCAUUAAGGGAGUUAGAUAAGAAGUGGAUACAGAGAUGGAGAAAUAUGGGACCUGGGCUUAAUCCCAAGAAGUUCCAAAAUUCUCCAGACGCUGAAACUUUCUACGCUUUAGUGAUGUUCCCAUAUCCAUCAGGUGUAUUACAUAUGGGUCAUGUAAGAGUUUAUACUAUCAGUGAUGUAAUUUCCAGAUUUAAAAGACUCCAGGGAUAUAACGUCAUCCAUCCUAUGGGCUGGGACGCUUUUGGGUUACCAGCAGAGAAUGCUGCUAUAGAAAGAGGUAUCAAUCCUAAAGUAUGGACAGAAACUAACAUUGAAAAAAUGAAAAGUCAGAUGGAUUCAGUUCUUGUAGACUUCGAUUGGGAGAGAGAAUUAUCCACAUGUUCUCCUGAUUAUUAUAAAUGGACACAAAAGAUCUUUUUGUUAUUGUAUGAACAUGGUUUGGCUUAUAAGAAAGAAGCUGAGAUCAAUUGGGAUCCUAUAGAUCAAACCGUGUUGGCCAAUGAACAGGUCGAUAGUAAUGGGAAAUCAUGGAGAUCAGGAGCUUUGGUUGAAAAGAGGAACUUGAACCAAUGGUUUAUUGGUAUCACUAAGUUUGCUGAAGCCUUGAAUAAGGAUUUAGAUAUUCUUGAUCAAUGGCCCGAUAAAGUGAAGGCCAUGCAAAAAAAUUGGAUUGGAGAAUCCAAAGGAUCACAAGUAAAGUUUCCUUGUGGUGAUGGUGAAAUAGAAGUCUUCACAUCCAGACCUGAUACUUUAUUCUCCGUUCAAUAUCUUGCCUUAUCAUUGAACCAUCCUUUGGUGGUAAAGGCAUCAGAAAAUGAUUCAAAACUUCAACAGUUCAUUGAAACAGCUCAAAAGUCACCCCAGGAUUCUAAAGAUGGAUACCUUUUGGACUUAAAGGCUUCAUUACCUAUUGAUACCACCAAUAACAAAUGUACUGAUUACAAAAUCCCAGUAUAUGUGGCACCUUAUGUACUUUCUUACGGUACGGGAGCUGUCAUGGGAUGUCCAGCUCACGAUACGAGAGAUUUUGAGUUCUGGAAAGUUCAUAAUCCUAACUAUUCUCCUUUGGUAACAGUUGCACCGGAAAAUUUACGUGAUAAUUGGGACUUACCAUAUACUCAAAAGGGGGUUUUAUGUGAUAAUUCUACCAUAACUAACGGUGUGGACGAUUUAGGGGCUUACAAAGGUAUGAGUUCCGUUCAAGCAGGGGAAACUAUCACCAGUACACUUGAAAGUUUAGGAUUAGGUCAAUUCAAAACCAAUUAUCGUAUCAGAGAUUGGUUAAUCAGUAGACAAAGAUACUGGGGUGCACCUAUACCUAUGGUUUAUUGUGAUGACUGUGGUACUGUUCCUGUCCCGGAUAAGGAUUUACCUGUGAUGUUACCUGAAGUUACCGGAGAAACCUUUUCUAGAGGUAAUACUUUAGAUAAGAUGGAUUCAUUCAAACAAACUACAUGUCCUUCUUGUGGAGGUCAUGCUACUAGAGAUACUGAUACCAUGGAUACGUUCAUGGACUCAUCAUGGUAUUUUUUCCGUUACUUAGAUUCUCAAAAUAGUGAAAAGCCUUUUGAUUCCCAAAAAGUCGCCAAUAUGCCUGUCGACAUGUACAUAGGAGGAGUUGAACACGCUAUUUUACAUUUGUUAUACAGUAGAUUCAUCAGUAAGUUCUUGGGAUCUAUAGGAUUAUGGGAAGGUAAGGAAUUGAAUAAUGAACCUAUCAAACAUUUAGUCACUCAAGGAAUGGUUCAAGGUCGUACAUUUACUGAUCCCGAAACCGGAAAGUUCUUAUUACCUUCAGAAAUUGAUUUGACUGAUGCUUCUAACCCCAAGAUCAUUAGUAAUGGUAAAACUCCCAACAGUUCAUAUGAGAAGAUGUCGAAAUCCAAACAUAAUGGAGUUGAUCCUGGAGAAACCGUUAAGAAGUAUGGAGCCGACGCUGUUAGAGCACAUAUUUUAUUCCAAGCACCUAUAGAAGACUCUUUGAAUUGGAAUGAGGAUCAAAUUCAAGGCGUGGACCGUUGGUUACGUAGAGUCAUUUCUAUGACCGAUACUUUGACGUCAAAAGAACCAAAGGGCGAUGUCGCAAGGAAACCUUAUGAAGAUAUAACGUUGAAUGGUAAGCAUUAUCGUCAACUUGAAUUGUCAGAUAAAGAAGUAGAGUUAUUCAAUGAAGCCAAUAAGUUGAUUAAACAAAUCGAUACUUCCAUUAAUGUGGACUUAUCGUUCAACACGGUGAUUUCUGAUCUCAUGAAAUACGCCAAUGCAUUGAACAAUGCUUUGAAAAGUAAGGAACCUUUCAACCAACAACUUCUUUUGGAUCUUUACCAGAAACUUUUGGUGAUAAUGUCGCCCAUAACCCCUUGCGUUGCCGAAGAGGCUUGGGAGAUAUUAUGUUCCAAAUUAGGAAAUCCUUGGACUUCAGUUCUUCUUCAACAGUUCCCCGAAACUAAAAUCAUAGAAAACGAUGUCAUGAAUUAUAAUAUCUUUGUCAAUGGUAAAGCGAGACUCGUGAUCCUGAAACAUAAGAAAUGGUUUGAAGAAGACGUUGUUGAAGAACUUUUGAAUCAUGAAACCAUUGGUAAAUUUGCUACCAAAGAUACCAUCAAGAAAGUCAUCAAGAAACCUGGAAUGAUUUCUCUUGUAGUAUAG